Helianthus annuus (common sunflower) is the source of this 2829-nucleotide messenger RNA. Its product is annotated as WD repeat-containing protein 44. Gene Ontology annotation, molecular function: protein binding. The coding region runs from base 1 to 2829 and encodes 942 amino acids. The record is from RefSeq and is a predicted model, not a curated record. Lineage: Eukaryota; Viridiplantae; Streptophyta; Magnoliopsida; Asterales; Asteraceae. The transcript has 8 exons.
AUGGAGCGGAGAACGGUGACAAUGAAUUGGGAUCACUUAGAAGACUUCAAUGUAGAAGAUGAUAUUGAUGAAUUCUUUGAAAGCACCAACCGCCUCUCGGUUGUUGUCCCUCUUGACAUGCCUUUACCUGAGGAUGACGACGACCCACAAUUCAACGAUGGUCGAGUGUCUUUCUCUAACAACCUCGCCUCCAAUUCCAUCAAGCGACCUCAACUCUCCACGGCUCAAUACGACAUGUGGAUGGUCGCACCUGGAUCAAUCUCCGACAGGCGAAGGAAGCUUUUACAAGGCAUGGGGUUGAAUAGCAAAAAAGAUUUCGCUCGGUUACCUAGCACAAAUACCACCAUACUUAAUGAAGAAGCCCAUACGAAAAGAUUGCCUUCCACGAAAGUUGUUGUUAUUCCUACCGACGCAAUCAUAUCCAAUGAAAAACCAAAUGAUGAUACAUUGGUAAAAGAAUCUUCACCCCCUUUAGAGGAAUCAAGACAGGCUGAACCUGAGUUGCAGUCGGACGAUAAAGCUAAAGCUCAGCCACAUGCUAAAGCCGAGCCUCAACCUCACCCAGAGCAACAGCCUCAGCCUGAACCUGAACCUGAGCCUGAACCACAACCUCAACUGCAGGUUCAUGUUCAAGAUCAGGCUCAGGCUUUGGCUUUGUCCCAGCCUAUGUUGUUAGUUCGCUCUAGAUCAGAUAGUGAUAUAGAAACAAGCUCCUUCAACACAAAACGAAGAAAAGAGGAUAUGAUUGGAUCAAUAUCAAAACAAAGCCUUACAAGAACAUCAUCGGAAUUGGUUACACCAUCCGUCGGGUUAUCAUGCCAGUACGCCAACGUUCUUAGAGUUUACACCACCAGUACUAAAAGUUCCUUGACGACAUCUACCACCAAUAACAAGAAGAACGACAUGCACACUACCUCAAGUGCACAAGUGGAUUCUUUCUUCUUGAUCAAGAAUCUAGAUACCGGAAAGGAGUUUGUAGUGAAAGAGUUUAACGACGAUGGAAUGUGGAAUAAGGUGAGUGAUCUACAAACUGGGAAACAACUCACGAUGGACGAAUUUGAGAAUACCGUGGGCCAUUCACCCGUCGUAAAGGAGUUAAUGCGUAGAACAAGCCGCAAGAGAAAUGGCAUGAUGGCCAUGACCAACUCUUAUCUUAGCAAGAGCUUUAGAAGUAGCAAGAAGAAAGGGGCUGCAUUUUUGAAGCACCUUAAAGAAAAAGAAAAGGAAGAAAACGUAACGACGACUACCACGACUACUGCUACUACCACAACCGUAACUACUUCUUCAUUGUCUUCACAAAGCAGUAGACAACACAAAACGAGUGUAGAACGGGUAACUUCUAAUGACAAGAACUCGAGUUCAGAAUGGGUUAAAGCUAAAGCUUAUGGAAAACCAUCAAAAGAAUUCUCAGCAUUGCAUCUAUGUCAGAAAAUCGAGGCUCAUGACGGGUCGAUUUGGACGAUGAGAUUUAGUUUUGACGGACACUAUUUAGCAUCCGGUGGUGAAGACAAAGUUAUUCAUGUUUGGGAAGUGCAAGAAUGCGAUGUUCAUUCAAUGCGGUCAGGAGAUGACAAGGGUGGUUCAAUUACUCCCGAUAACAGGCCCCCGUUACCCGAAAAUUCAACCACAGACAAGAAGAAAAAAUCAAAGAAUCAUAAAAGAAAAACGGAAGUUCCUGAGUACGUAAAGGUGCCCGAAAGUAUGUUCGGCCUAUCAGAAAAACCCCUUUGCACAUUCAGCGGCCACCAAGAUGACGUGUUGGACCUAUCUUGGUCACGAUCUCAGUUCCUGCUUUCGUCUUCAAUGGACAAAACCGUAAGAUUAUGGGAUAUCGAAACCAAGAACUGUUUGAAGCAGUUUGCACAUAGCGAUUACGUGACUUGUAUACAGUUCAAUCCAACAGAUGACGAUUACUUCAUAAGCGGUUCGUUAGACAAAAAGGUUAGAAUAUGGAACAUACCAAGUCGAAAAGUUGUCGAUUGGAGUGAUCUUCAUGACAUGAUAACUUCAAUUUGUUAUUAUCCUGAUGGGCAAGGUGCGAUUGUUGGAUUACAUAACGGAAACUGCAAGUCGUAUAGUACUGCCGAUUGCAAGCUCGAGCUUAAAGAUCAAAUUGAAUUGCAUACUAAAGCGAAAGCGGAUCCAAAAAAGAUAACUAGCUUUCAGUUUUCUCCUUCGAACCCAUCGGAAGUGGUCAUUACAUCUGCUGAUUCCCGUAUUAGAAUCAUCGAGGGGUUACAUGUCGUUGAAAAACUCAUAGGUUACAAAAAUACUAGCAGUCAAUUUACAGCGCAAUAUACCGCAGACGGGAAGUACGUAAUCUGCGCUAGUGAAGAUUCACAAGUAUACAUAUGGAAGCAUGAAAAACCGAAACACAGUGGUGGUACUAAACCCAAAUAUGUGACCACUACUUCUUACGAACACUUUACAUGUAUGGAAGUAACCGUUGCGGUACCGUGGCAUGGAAGCAACAAAUCGCAAGGGUUAGACAACGAACCACAAGCCAAAUGCAACUCUAAACGGUCUGGGCCGCUUUCUGUAGACGAUAAUGCGCAGGCUAAAAAAUCCUCACAUCUGCCACCAGUUCCCAAAAAGGGCACAGAAAAAGGUACGAAUGAGGACUCAGAACAGCCUUCUAAUACUGACACAGAUGUCGGUGAGUCCGAUGAUGGUUCGUUGCUGUUAGGCAUUGGUGCCGCUGCUGCAACCCCCAACAACAAUAUCCAAUCAACGGCAUGGGGUUUGGUGAUCGUGACUGCAGGGUUGGGUGGUGAGAUUAGGGUUUAUCAGAAUGUCGGGUUGCCUGUUAAGGUCGGGAAUCUGUUUUAA